Molecule: messenger RNA, 7421 nt
Organism: Dermatophagoides pteronyssinus (European house dust mite)
Lineage: Eukaryota; Metazoa; Arthropoda; Arachnida; Sarcoptiformes; Pyroglyphidae
Gene: kon
Product: chondroitin sulfate proteoglycan 4-like protein
Biological process (GO): anatomical structure morphogenesis
Source: RefSeq, a predicted model, not a curated record
UUAAAAAUCAAAAUAUGAUUAUUUCAUUUUGAUUCGAAACAUCAUCAGUGAAUUUUCUCAAAGUUUUCAAUCUUUGUCUUCUUUUGUUUUCAAAAAUUCAUUCAGACGAUAAUAUGAACCAUAAUAGGUGGUCAUUGAUUUAUGAUCACCACAAUCACCAUCACCACCACCACCGCCAUCAAUACUAUCUUCAUAUUGGAUUUUCCCUAUUAAAACUAUGGCUAAUAUUCGCAUCAUUUACAUUGGUGGUUAUCGAUUCUGCAUCAUUUUAUGGUCAAAGCUAUUUGAAGAUACCAUCUUUCCCUUUAAAUAAUAAUCAAACAAAAAUUCAAUUAGAAUUUCGUACACAUCAAUCCGAUGCAUUCAUUUUUCUUGCUGCCGGUUCAUCGGAUUAUUGCCUUCUGUAUCUUGAACGUGGACAACUAGCUGUGAAAAUUAAUUUCGGUUUAGGUGAAACUUUUCUCAAAUCCAAUGAUGAUGAUUAUUAUGAUUCAAAACCAUUAAACGAUUUGGAAUGGCAUCAUGUUCAUUUAGAACGUAUCGAUAGAAAAUUAUUAUUAAAAAUUGAUUCAACAAGAAUCUAUUCAAAACAAAUUCAAGGUUUUCAUCGUGAAAAUGGAUUAAAAAUUCAAUAUGGAAUUUAUCUAGGAAGUUCACAUGGUUUAAAAAGUCUUUAUUUAGGUGAUAUUCAUCCAUUACGUGGAUGUUUAGAUUAUGUUUAUUUUAAUGAACAAAAUUUAUUCAAUUUGUUUAUCGUCAAUGGACAACAACAACAACAACAACGACAAGUUAUUAAUCAUGAAGUCGAUCUAGAUCAAAAAUGUGAUGAACAAUUUAGUCCUUCAAACAUUAUUAUCAAUAAUGAUGAUGAUUCAGAUAAUAAAAACGAAACUCAAGUAACCAUUUCAUUUGUACAUCAUCAAAAUAGUUAUGUUUUAUUACCCGGUUUGUUUGGUAAUUCAGUUACAGAUAGCAAAGUACAACCAAGUCGAACAACAAAUUUAUCCGUCCAAUUUGAUUUGAAAACAACAUCAACAAAUGCAAUGAUUCUAUUUAUAUCGGGAACAAAUACAUAUAGAAAAGAAUUUUUUGCAAUAGAAAUUAUUCGUAAACGAUUAAAAGUUUCCAUAAACGAUGGAAAUGAUGAAUGCAAAUUACAUUCAAACAUUAUUUUGGCUGAUAGUCAAUGGCAUCAUGUAGAAAUACUAUUGAUUGACAAUGGUCAAUUGAUGGCCACAAUAGAUGGACAACGAGAAUCAUCAUCAACAACAAAAACAACAACAUGGCAAUUAUUUCGAUCAAAACUUUCAAAUGAAUUAUAUUUAGGUGGUCUUAUUGUUGAACGACAAUCAUUAGCUGUCAAUUUAGGACUAGAAUCAACAUUGAUUACAUCAAAUGUAUCAUUGAAAGGAUGUAUAAGAAAUUUUCGUAUAAAUUCCCAUUGGAUAAAUAUUAUUCGUGAUGCAAUUGUAACUCGGAAAAUUCUAGCUGGUAAUAAUUGUCAAUGGGAAUUUUUAUGUCAUGAUGAUGAUGAUCCCGACAAAAGACCAUGCAUAGAUCGGGCUAAAUGUAGCCAUGAACAAUUUGAUCUAAUCAAAUGUUCAUGUCAAAAUCAUCAUAAUCAUCAUUAUCGACAUUGGCCAACAAAUCAACAAAAAUCUUCAACAACUAGCAAUAAUUUACCACCACCAUCAUCAUGUGUUCGAAAAAAUUUUAAACAUAAAUCAAUAAUUAUCGAAUCAAUCAAUGAUAAUGAUCAACAAGAUUCCGAUCGGAUUCAGCCAUUAAAUUCAAUGUUAUGUGAUAAAAAUUCUGGUGAAAUUUCAGUCAACGAAGGAACUAUAACCGAAAUUAAUUCUGCAUUAUUAACCAUAUUGACCGAUGCUAAUAUACUAUCACCAUCAUCUGAUAAUGAUCGAAUAUUUGAUGUAGUUAUAGCCAAAAAACCCGAUUACGGAUCAAUCAAUCUUGAUCAAUUGACAAUCGAUUCGAAUGUAUUACGUACACAACCAAUACGUUAUACGCAUAUUAUAUCGGGUAAAAUGCGUGAUUCAAUGUCAUUAGAAUUGGUUCGAAGACAAUCAAAAACAUUCGAUAUUGUUGAAUGUGAUCGUUAUCUAAUCAGAAUUUUAUUCAAAAUUGUUUCAACAACAGCACAACAACAACAGAAUGAUGUUGCCGUCAAUGAUCUUGUUCAUCGAAUUCAUUUGAAAAUUCUAGCAAACAAUCGUUUUCCAUUAACAUCAUCAAUGUUCAAGUUGAAAGAUAUUCUUGUAAAAGGAAAAAAUAAGAAAAAAGAUGAUCAUCAUCCACAAUUCAAAAUAAUCGAUUGUAAUCCAAAUGAUCAUGGAUAUUUUGCUCAACAAAACAAGAAUUUUCCUAUAAAAAUUGAAAAUUUUACCGAAAAUGCCGUACGAAAUGGAAGCAUAUUUUUUGUGCAUGAAGAAAAAAAUGUUUCAUUAUCAUCAACAUCGGUGAAAUGUAUGAUCAGUCAUCGAGAAAAAGAACGAUUCGAACUAACAUUCAAACCAUAUAAUUUGGCCGAUAAUGAAUUAAUCAACACAGGUCUUCUUAUGGCUCAUCAUACUCAUGCUUUGAUAACCACUUCAAAUCUUAGCCUAAUCACCAAUGAUAUUCUUGAACAACAAGAUAAAAAUCUUGGACAACUUAUCCGUUAUGAAAUAGAUGAGGAACCAAAAUUUGGCGUUGUACAAAAACUUCGAUCAUUACCAAAUAAUUGGAUGAAUGUUACACAAUUUACACAACGACAGCUGGAUCGUGGUAAAAUACGAUAUUUACAUAUUGCUGUUGAUGAUUUGUUACAUUUACCAGAAUCCGAUCGAAUCGACAUACAAAUCAUGUUUCAAAAACAACUGAUUCGUCGAAUUAGAUUUGCAAUCAAUUUUGUUUCACAUUUAGAACUGGAAUCAUAUGGAACAAAUAUUUAUAAUUUUAGUCGUAAUGAAAAAGAAUUUAUCAUUACAAGUACGGAACUUUCGUAUCAAACACAACCAAUUUUAAGCGAUCCAGAAUCAAUUCGAUAUCGAUUACGAUCAGUGCCUUCAUAUGGUACCCUUUAUUCAUUAGCUACUACUGAUGUAUGGCAAAGAAAACUACGUUUUGAUUCACAAUUCAGUCAAAAUGAUUUGAAUGAACGAAAAAUUUUCUAUGUUCGUAAUAAUUCAUUUGUUAAUAUUGAUUCACUACGGGAUUUAAUCGAUUCAUUCAGUUAUGAUGUUAAUGUUUCGAAUUUGACCGUAUUGGAAGGCGAUCGAUCGGUGAUUGAUGAAAAUCAUCUCUAUCUUCGAUCUACUGAAUCAUCAUCUUCGGCUAAAAAUGAUGUUCAAUUCGAUAUAAUUAAACAGCCAAUGUUUGGUCGAAUUGAAAUUGAAAAUGCUGAUAACACGGUGGAGAUUAAUCCAUCGAGAAUUUCACAACGAUUAAUUCAACAACGAAAAGUUUACUAUGUUCAUGAUGAUUCGGAAAAUAAUAUCGAUUUUUUUGAUUUUUUUAUCGAAAAUUUUACCAAUAAUGGUCGUAUUAAUGCAAAAUUUUCUAUUGAAAUUCUGAUGAAAAAUGAUAAUCCACCACAGCGAAAAUGUUUACAACGUUUGAAUAUAAUUCGCAAUACUGAACGUUUACUAACCAAUCGUGAUAUAUGUUACGUUGAUUUAGACCUCAAUACAUGGCCAUCAAAUAUUUUAUUCACAAAAAUCUAUUCCACUAUUGGUUCAUUUCAUUUUCUUAACAAUUCAAUGGCACAAUCAUUUACACAACAAGAUUUAAAUGAUGGCCAGCUAAAAUUUCGUCAUAAUGGAAAUUUAGAUUCGGGUAAAGCAAUUUUUUCCAUUACCGAUGGCCAUUUUAACCUGUUGGCUGAAUCAUUGGAAAUUCGUGCAUCCGAUCCGUAUAUCGAAAUAAUAAAUAAUACCGGUGCAGUGGUUAAAUAUGGUGAUACUUGCCUGAUAACAUCACAAAAUCUUUCAAUUGAAACAAAUCUUCCAGAUAUGAAUGAAAUUUUCAUCAAAUUAUUGACCGAACCACAUUAUGGACAAAUAUUGAUUAAUGAAAAAUCUACCAAUCAUUUUACACUUCAGGAAUUACAAGAUGGUUUAGUUGAAUAUGAAAGUACUGUUUUCGAAGAUGAAACAAUACCGUUUAGCCGUAAUGAUUCAUUUGAAUUUCGAGUUUUCAGUAAUGAUCAUGAUUAUAAAGAUUUGGUGACCAAAUCUCAAGAAUUUAUCAUUCGAAUUUAUCCACAAAAUUAUUUUCAUUUAGAUAUUAUCAACAAACAGAACAUAACAAUGUUGGAAGAUAGUCAGGUUCUAAUUGAUUCAAAAACAUUGUCGGUAAAACAUUCAGAAUUAUCGGAAGAUCGUAUUGUUUAUACUGUUGUACAGCCACCAAAAUCUGGUGUAAUAAAAAAAUUAACCAAAUUCAAAGAACCUAUACAAAAUGAACAAAUGGCCAUUGUUUUUACACAACAAGACAUUAUUGAUGGUCAAAUUUUUUAUCAAAAUAUUCAAUCAAAAUAUAGUGGAAAUUAUACCGCCAACGAAUCGGAAAUAUUCAAUGAUCGAUUCCAUGAUUCAUUCAGCCUAGAAGCUGGUGAUGAUAUAUUUCGCAUGGCUCAUUUUACCCUGCAUAUUGAACUGAUACCCAAAUUCAUUACAUUACGAACAGAAAAUCUAACAGUUUCGGAAGGUAAUUCCAUCAUUCUAACUCGAACAAUAAUCAACAUAACACAUCCAUAUUAUAUGAGAUAUGUUGAUGAAUUUGUUGUGAUUGAAGAACCAAAAUAUGGAACAAUAUCAUCGAUAGGUAUUGAUAAUGUUCGAUUAUCGAUAAAAUCAUUUACAGGUGAACAAUUAGAUUCCGGUCGAAUAUAUUAUCAACAUGAUAGUUCGGAAUAUGAAAGUGAUUGGUUUACAUUAGUUGCACGUGCUAAUUCGAUUGAAAAAGAAAGUUUACCGGCAACAAUUCAUAUCCAAGUUACAUCAAUCAAUGAUGAAGCACCAGUAUUGCAAACAAUCAAACCAAUUAAUGGUCAAUUACAACAAAAAAUUCCGAUAACAAAUCAAUCAUUAUUGGCAAUCGAUGCUGAUUCUAAAGCCAAUGAAAUUGUCUAUCUGAUUUCGAUGCCCAUCAAUGGUUAUCUGAUCGAUAUCGAUACCAAUCGAACAAUCGAUAAAUUUACACAAGCUGAUUUGGAUAUGGGUCGAAUUUUUUUCAUUCAUGUUGGCUCGGCUAAUGGUAGUUUUAGAUUUCAUUUGACAGAUGGAAAAAAUUAUGGUUCAUCAAAUGUAUUUCGAAUUUUGGUUCGAACCAGACAACAGAUUAUGAUCGAUACAAAUCAAAAGAUGCUUAUAACACCCGGAUCACAGCAAUCAAUAACAAAUCGUCAUCUACAGGUUAGCUCAAGUGAUCCAGAUGUUGAUAAUGAUGUUGAACGAGAAUUUAUUUAUCGAAUAAUCAAAGCACCAACUUAUGGUCGUAUUAUUUUGGAAGGUUUUCGCCAGGAUGAAGAAGAAAUCAAUAAUUUUACACAACAACAAAUCAAUGAGAAUCUUGUUCUUUAUGAUCAAAAUGUUCCUAUUAUUGAACCGAUUGUUUUGGAUCGAAUCAUAUUCAAUAUUGAAUCAUCGGAAAUGCCACCAUUGAAAAGUGUACAUUUUAUUAUUGAAAUUGCAAUGGAAAAUAUGCGUGAUAUAAUGAAAAGCAAUGUUGAUGCAUUGAUUCCAAUCAAAUCGUUGACCGUUGUGGAAGGUAAAUUUAAAGCAUUAAGUUUCGAAGAAUUAAAUCUAAAUGAAUUUGUUGGCCGUCUAAAAUAUGAUGAGAAUCGUGUUUUAUUGAAAAUUAUUCGACAACCAUUACAUGGUAUCAUUUUACGUAAUGGAUUAAUAUUGGAUAAUUUUGCUCUGUUUCCAAUAGCAGCCAUACGAAAUCAAUCAAUAAUUUAUAUGCAUGAUGAUAGUAAUAGCUAUACAGAUUCGGUUAUUUUUGCCAUAUUUACUAAUGAUAAUUUUAUUAUGUCAUUUAUGAAUCUAACUUUACCGAUCAAAAUAAUUCCCGUGAAUGAUGAAUAUCCGAUUGUUGUGAAUCGUAGUCCACGUAUGAUUGUAAAAAUUGGAUCCAAAACAUUAAUAACACGUUCAAUUCUUCAUACACGUGAUAACGAUGGUAAUGAUACGAAUAUUAUUUAUAUUUUGGCCGGAAAUAAUGUUUGGCAAAAAGAUGGAUUUUUUACACAUCGAAAUUAUAUUCAAGAAGUUGCUAUACGUAUGUUUACACAACAGGAUAUUAAUGAUGAACAAAUUGAAUUUGUUCAUCGUGGUUCAUUACCCGCACAAUUGAUUUAUUGGUUUCGUGUUAAAGAUGAAAUUGGAAUUGAAUGUCCAAUGAUCGAACCACCUGCCGAAAUAAAUUAUCAAUAUUUACAAUCAUCAUCAUUGCAGAAUAUGAAUGAAGAACAUUGCACACCAUAUUAUCCAUUAACCAUAACGGUUAUUCAAUUUGUAAUUGAAUUAGUAAAUAAAACCGAUAUUCAUCUAAAACAAUGUUCAAGAAAAGCUCCAAUCACUCGGUCUAAUUUGGCUGUAAAAAUUGAUGAUGAUGAAACAGAUUUAGAUCCAAAACAAAUUGUUUAUCAAGUAAAAAAAGGACCAUUCUUUGGACAUUUAUUGGUGGAAAAUAAACGUAGUCUACAUUUCAAUCAACAACAAAUCAAUGAUAAUCAAGUUUUCUACAUACAGGAAAAUAUGUUCAAUGAUGGUGGUGAAGAUUCAUUUGUCGUUGAUAUUUUUCAACGAAAUAAUGAAAAAAUUCAUAGUAAUAUUAACAUACCAAUUAUUGUUGCUGCAUUGGUAAAAGCACGUAAACCAUUUGUAGCUGCAUUUCCCGGGCUAAAAUCAUUGAUCAAUAUUGAUCACGUUGAUGCAAGUGAAUUGUCAAGCGAAACAAAAUCCAAUCCAACGUUUAAAAUUAUUGAACAACCAAGAUAUGGAUCAUUAAGUUUGCUUAGUUUUGGGCAAUCAUCAUCUCAUGAUAUUGUCCAUGAAUUCACUCAAGAUGAUAUCAUUAAGAAUCGUAUUGUAUACGAAGCAUUUGCUAAUGUAGAAAUCAUUUAUCCAAUGAAUGAAAUAAUUACUGAUCGAAUUCGAUAUGAACUUCGAGCAUUGAAUGUUCAAACAGCACAAGGUGUACUUGUUAUCAAUAUAUUCAAUAAUCAUUCUGAUAGUGAUCAUAGUAAUGAUUUAAUGAAUCAAUUUCUAAUGAAAAAUAAUUAUCUUAGCUAUUUAGGAAUGACAACAAUGUUUAAAGAACAAUUUUUUCUACUACUAUUCUUUUUUAUUCUUUUCCUUGUACUACUGAUACCUGUUUUGAUGAUCAUUAUUCGUUCAUUGUGUUUUAGAUGGCCAUAA